Messenger RNA from Leishmania mexicana MHOM/GT/2001/U1103, 936 nucleotides. RefSeq lists its product as hypothetical. NCBI's taxonomy places the organism in Eukaryota, Euglenozoa, Kinetoplastea, Trypanosomatida, Trypanosomatidae. The record is from RefSeq and is a predicted model, not a curated record. The transcript has a single exon. Bases 1 to 936 code for a protein of 311 amino acids.
AUGCGUCGAGCAGGACACCUGUCGUCGCUUCGACUCGUGCGAUGUACCGCGGUGCUGUUUAGCAACGGGUCUCGGCCUCCUGCCCCUCCACUCUCCGCACUAAUCACUGGCAGUAGGCACUUCUGCAUUGGCGCUACUCGCAGGUUUUACGCACCGCCACGCCGUCUUCAGGCCGCGUCGCCGUCGUCCGCCUCCCAUCCUACCGUCAAGACAGGCGGAGCAGCGUGGUCUGAGGAGGGCGCACUCGAAUCACCGCCUCCGUCCGCUGAAGCUCGGGCCGCAUCUGCCGCGGUGGCGGUGAUAGCGUCAGCAUCGGCGGCGGACGCCUCCGCCCAGCCUCGGCUGCCACCGCUCCAGGACAGUCUCACUCGGCGCCUCUUCGCGUCGUGGCAGCAAGGUGUGGUGGCCAGUAUUGGCGCCGUAAUGGGUAUCGGAUUCCUUUUAUUCUUUCUAUACACCCCGGUGAAGGAAGACACGGUGCACCACACCGCCGUGGUCGCGUCCGAGGCGCUGGCUGACGCGCGGCUGAAAGGACAGGCGGUGCAGCUCUCCAAGGAUGUCGUGCUGGAGGUGCUGCGCAAUCCCAAGUCUCUCGAGGCGACGGUGGACGUCGUUGUCGAGCUGCUGGCGCGUGAAGAGACGAAGAUUGCCGUCUCCUCGCUCCUGCAGUCCUUGUUCGAGGACCACUACACGCAAGAGGUGACGAAGAAGUUCGUGUUGCGGGUGGUGCAAGACCCUUGGAUUCAGGAUCAGCUGCAGAUGAUUACGGAAGAACAGGUGCGCAAACUUCUCAACAACGCCGCUAUCAAGACUGAGCUGUCCAAGUUUCUACUCAAGGCGGCAGUGGACUCGCUCGAGAAGCCGCAGCUGCACUACGAGGUGGCGAAAGCGAUGCGCCACUCUGUCGCGUCGCUCGUGAACUUCUGGUGGACUUGA